GUCUCUUCAUUUUCUUUCUAUAGAAAGCUUUUCCCUGAAGGAAUUUGUUAAAAAUCCCAGCAAAGCACAGACAGGAAUGAACUCCUCCUGUGUGUGCUGAGAUGUCAUUUAUGUGGUCCAUAAAGCCAAGUGGGCAGGGUGGGGGUGCCUGCAAUCCCAUUUCUCAGUGGGGUUAAACACAGUUUCCUCACAGCUCACUACACCAGCUCACCAAAAUGGUGUUCUCUAGAGGCAGGAACCUUACUUCAAGCCAACCUGAGCUGAAGCUGCCUUACUUUUUUUAGAUCAACAGUUCCAGAAAAUGCAGGUGUCUUUCAUGGUUUCCUGUUUCUUGUCAAUUUAAAUAAUGAAAAAGUGAAGUUGCUUAACUUCCACAAUUGUGUAAGCCCAAGUCUGAGCUUUGAACUGUGUGACAGAUGCUUCUCACCAAGCAAGUGGUUAAACUGGUGUGCUGAUACCUGGGGAGUUUUCCAGCAGCACUUCCAUGGUGGGAGGUAAGAGGGAGCUGGAUCAUUUCUUGCUUCUUUCAUUAUUGCAAGCACAGCACUCUGUGAGGUUUGCUGUGGGAAACUGGGAGGUUUCAUGGUUUGACUCCUCUGGAAUGUGGCAACAAUGGGAUGCAGUGGGAAAUGUGGCAGCAGCAGAGAACAGGGUGUUUAUUUUCAUGUUGUAGUAUUUUCACAUUAUUCACAAUCCACAGUUUGCAAAGCAUGUGGUGAGAAAUGCCAGUGUAGGGGUUUUGUAGAAUGUCUGUAAGAAUCCUUAUCUCUAAGAUUCCACGCCCAAAUUUGAGAAGUUACUGUUCCUGUUUUGGUGGGAAAAGUCAAUUUAACUUAAACACAUCAAGGAAGGAACUUUUCAAAGCUGCUGCUUAUGAAAAUGCUCACAGUGUUUUAGCUGCUGCAAAAAUCAUCCUGUAGGUGCUGUUUGGUUAUUAAAUAUCCUGCAUUUUCUGGGUGAGAAGGUGCCGUGCCCAUCAGGGAGCAGUGACCUCCUGUGCUCAGGAACAAGACACUGGAAGGGGUUGAUGCUGAGGAACUGCCAGGUUUGAGUGGCUUUGUGCCACUUUUAAAAAUUUCCAAGAAAUGCUUAAAAAUUAAAUCAAGUCUUUUGAGUUAGAAGAGGAUGGCAGGUUUGUUUUGCUGAUGUGUAUACCUGUUUAAAUAUAACUCUCUUCCCUUUCUUUCAGCUUUUCUUUCUGUCAGUUAAUGCUCUGAGAGAAUGGGAAGCCCUUCCUCAAAACCAGCUACAGUUGCACCAGAAGCCAUUCCCACUACUACCACUGUCCCCAGCACUGUCCCCAGCACUGCCCACACCACUACAGCUGCUUUCAGAGCUGCAGGGGUUGGAUGCUGGAUUGAUAACCAUGAAAUACUGUACAUGUCCUUGGCCUUCAUCUCUGGUGUCCUCCUGACUGUCCUGGUUUUUGCAAUCAUCUUCCUCUUCAGGAAAAGUUAUAAAAAAUCCCACCAAACUUUACAAGAGGAAGCUUUCUCCCAGGUGGCAGCUGAGGAAUUUCUUAGGAACACCCAGAAUGAAGUGAUCUACAGCACUCUGGUCUUCCAGCGGGGCAGGACAUCACUGCCUGUGUGAUGAGGAUGAAAUAUGAAAUGUUUCCAAAUGAACUAAAAACAUUCCCACUUUCUGGACAUCAAAAGCCACGAGGAUGUUGCACCAUGGGAAUGCCCCAUGCCCUCUGUGACACAGCUCUUUUUGCAGUUAUGACUGGAAGCUGUCUCCUGUUCCAAACUGGCUGCCACCAGUGUGGGCAAAGGGAGAGUUGCUCUACAGGAUUUCCUCAUCUGUAGAAAUCUCCCUGCCCUUGUAAAGUUUCCGUUUGUGAGAGCUACCAGAGAGAAUUGAGAAAUGAAAAUGUUUCUCUGCAUCUAUCCACGUCUCUGUCCUUGUGUUUCCCUUUUCGGUCAGCAACUCUAACUUUUUGUAUUGUGUUUUUUUUUAUUGCCGAGUGCUCUGUUUAGUAAUUUUCUGUUAUUGAAGUGUUGAUAAUGAAAUGUUUAUAUGCAAAUCUCUGCUUCCUGGUCGGGUCCCAUGAAAGAAAUGCACAAUCAGGGUGUGA
Molecule: messenger RNA, 2077 nt
Organism: Oenanthe melanoleuca
Lineage: Eukaryota; Metazoa; Chordata; Aves; Passeriformes; Muscicapidae
Gene: C26H1orf162
Product: chromosome 26 C1orf162 homolog
Exons: 5
Coding region: 1222-1593 (123 amino acids)
Source: RefSeq, a predicted model, not a curated record